CUUCCCAGUCCCCCCACCGCCGCCACGAACCUGCUCUGACAAGAACUCUGCUCAAGCCCGCUCCAUGGUCCCCGUCAUCGACAUGGACUCUUUUCCCGUUCCGCCAGCCGAAGGCACCACCUAUAGAAAAAGGAAUCGAGUCGAUCGAUCCAAAUCCCGGACCAGACCGGAUCGCGGCGGUGCCACGACAGGUUGCCGGUCUGCAGUCCUCCUCACGGGACAAGCUGCGUUCGCGGUGCGCUCUUGCUGCUUGCCGGCUUCGACGGUGUGGGCCGGGACGCCGCCCUUCCGCAGAUCCGCAAUCGAGUCGUGCGUCCAAUCUGCCGCCUCCCCUCGACGUCCACGGCUCUGUGCUCUUCCGUGUUCUCUCCUAGCGCAGGCUGUGGGGGCGCUACGCCGCUAUCUGCCGGCUCCUCAUACAAGAGCGAUGGACAAACUGAGCCCUGUGGGAAACAAUUGCAUCAGCUCAGGGACGUCCAGCGUUUCUCCUCGAUGUUUCUUUGCACGCCUCAUCUCCAAGCAUGAAGCCUCGGCGAGAUGGUCUGGUUUUGGUACUAUGUUGAUAGCAAGGGUGCAAGGCUCAAGGGAAGCAGUCGGUUCUGUAGUUCUUUGUAUGCUUAUGGUAUCUUGGACGAGGGUUGAGGAAGCUGCUGAGUUAGCAUGGCGGGCUUUUAUCACAAACUAUUCUGCGACAGAGCUAGUGGUGGCUGUGUUCCUGGUGCUCUGGCGGCAGCUUAGCCGCCCUCAGGACCGGGACGUCAUCAGCACCCUCCUCGCCGACCUUCGAUCGAUGGCCUUCCGCUUGGCGCCCCCGCUUCCCCCGCCACCCCCGGAGCCCGACUAGAUGCUGGGUCACUCUCGGCGCGUGUGCCUUUUUGUUUUCUUUUAGGGGCUUGUUGAGCUGUGCCCUCAGCAUUAACCCUUUCACUGCUUAUUUAUCUGGAACUUGCGUGUGUGUGUGUUUGUGGUCUUGAACCUUGUUGGAUGUUGGCUUGGGCAUUUGCUUUAUAUAUAAAGCGGGGCGAAAGCCUUUUUCGGUAAAUCACAUACACAACUGUUUAUUUGA
Molecule: messenger RNA, 1066 nt
Organism: Triticum dicoccoides
Lineage: Eukaryota; Viridiplantae; Streptophyta; Magnoliopsida; Poales; Poaceae
Exons: 4
Coding region: 65-844 (259 amino acids)
Source: RefSeq, a predicted model, not a curated record